Messenger RNA from Panicum virgatum (switchgrass), 1560 nucleotides. RefSeq lists its product as uncharacterized. Lineage: Eukaryota; Viridiplantae; Streptophyta; Magnoliopsida; Poales; Poaceae. The record is from RefSeq and is a predicted model, not a curated record. The transcript has a single exon. The coding region runs from base 1 to 1560 and encodes 519 amino acids.
AUGGGUGGAUGGCCGAUUGACCUUUGGAACCAGUGGGCGAUCCAGAUCCUGGUGCUGCUGAGCUUUACGUUGCAGGUCGUCCUGCUCCUCCUCGCCGGGAUCCGCCGGCGAAAGGCGCCCACCGUCCUGAGGCUCCUCCUCUGGCUGGCGUACCAGCUGGCCGACUCCACGGCGAUCUAUGCUCUGGGCCAUCUCUCCCUCAGCAGCACGCCACGCGAUCACCAGCUGGUGGCGUUCUGGUCUCCCUUCCUGCUGCUCCAUCUCGGGGGGCCCGACAUCAUCACCGCCUACGCCCUCGAGGACAACAAGCUCUGGCAGCGCCACCUGCUGACCCUCCUUGUGCAGGUCCUUGGCGCCGCAUACGUCCUCUACAGGCACACCGCCGCCAUCAUCCUGUUGCCGGCUAUCCUCAUGUUCGUGGCAGGCGUCCUCAAGUACGGCGAGAGGACAUGGGCGCUCAAGUACGGCAACCUUGGAAGCAUCCGGAGCGCCCUCAGGAAGAAACCGCCGGCAAAACAUUAUGUCUACCCCGAGUACGAUGAGGUCGACCUCUCCCAAUCCCAGGUGUUGAGAGGGGACCUUCUCCAAGAGGAAGAAGAGGUCCUCCUACGACGCGCGCACUCCGUCUUCCACAUCUGCCUGCGCGCAGCAGUGGAUUCCUCGGUCGACGUCGAUCCUGAUACGGCCGAUAAAAGGCUGCUCAAAUACGGGUGGAAGACCAUGUGGAGGCUGGUGGAGAUGGAGCUGUCCCUGCUGUAUGACAUCCUCUACACAAAGGCAGCCGUGAUCCACACUUGGUCAGGUUACCUGAUUCGUGUUUUCUCCCUGGCCGCCGCCGUCUCAUCGUUCCUGAUGUUUUGGUUCAGUGCAAAACAUGGCCACAACCAUGUCGACAUCGCCAUCACCUACACCUUGCUGGCUGGGGCCUUCUUCCUGGAGCUGGCGUCGCUGCUCGGCGCUCUUGGGUCGAGCUGGACGCUCACGUUCCUGUACUCUACGCGCUGGAGCUGGCUUAAGCAUGCAGCCUUGUGUAGAGGAAGAUGGGAUCGGUUUCGCCGCAUGGUUGUGUCCCUCCGCCGCUUGCUCACCUUCAAUAAUGUCGCAAGGCGGUGGUCAGGCACCAUGGGGCAGUACAACAUGCUACGCUUCUGCAGCCGCGGUACGAGUGGUCCGAGUGCUGCUUGGUUGAUGAAAGUGCUUGGUCUCGAGGAGUGGUGGAACAAGAAACACUACUCGCGGACUAUAGAGAUCUCGGAGCAUGUCAAGGAGUUGCUGCACACACAUGUGCGACAUAAGAGCCCAGAACAGGUCAACACGAUCGGCGUUGUGAGAAAAAGCUGGGGUGAGGUAGCGCUGGCCAACCACAAGGACCUCGAAUGGUACCUGGGUGUCGAGCUCAGUGAGGGCAUCCUCAUGUGGCACAUUGGCACCGAUCUUUUCUUGAUCCAAAGAAGAAGAAGAAGAAGAAGAAGAAGAAUGAUGCAUGGGCAUGUGGAGGACGACUACAAGACAGUGAGGGCGAUCGAGGCAAUAUCCAACUACAUGAUGUUCCUCUUGUGA